Messenger RNA from Cajanus cajan (pigeon pea), 1278 nucleotides. RefSeq lists its product as uncharacterized. NCBI's taxonomy places the organism in Eukaryota, Viridiplantae, Streptophyta, Magnoliopsida, Fabales, Fabaceae. The record is from RefSeq and is a predicted model, not a curated record.
AUGGCACUCAAGCCUGGGCCAUUCGUUGACAGCCUAUGUCGCGAUGCCCCCCGCGACAUGGAUGAACUCCGCGCCCGCGCAGCCGGAUACAUCCUGAUGGAGGAGCACUCCGCCUUCCGCGACCAGAUUCGCGGAGAAACCCCAGCAAAGUCAGAGCAAGGGCAUAAGGACAAGGUCAAGGUCAACAACGACAGCCAUUUCAAAAAAUUGACUAGAGCAAGCAGAGGAGGGAGAUACGACUUCUACACUCCCCUAAACGCACCUAGGAUACACAUCCUGGAGGAAGCCAACAACAAUAACUUGCUCGCCCUUCCACCACCGGGCAACACCCCAAACAACGCCGACAAGUCCAAGCACUGCCGGUACCACAGGAACCAUGGUCACACCAUGGAAGAAUGUCGCACGCUCCGAGACCGCAUCGAAGAGCUCAUUCAAGCGGGUCACCUCGGCCAGUACGUACAACGACAACAGGGCAGCAGAGGUGGCCAUGGAGGUCGGGGACGCGGCAAGAGACGAGGCUCAGGAGCCCGUACCGACACACCCCCGGGUCCCCAACAAAACGCUAGCGGCGCAGUACAAGCCGAGAUAAGCCAGGAGACGGAGUCAGCCCCGUUACGGGGAAUAAUCAACAAAAUAGCAGGCGGUUUUGCUGGAGGAGGCGCCAGCAGCUCGGCCCGAAAAAGACAUUUGCGGAACGUCAACUGCGUCCACUCAACCACCUCGGCCCUGCACCAAAGUUCACCACCGAUCUCCUUCUCCGACGAAGAUUACGCCGGCCUUAGCCCUAACCAGGAUGACCCCAUGGUCAUCGUUCUGGAGAUAGCCAACUGGAAAGGGCAAAAAACACUCAUCGAUCAGGGAAGCUCGGCUGACGUCCUAUACUGGCUAACAUUCCUCAAACUAGACAUCCCCCACUCUCUCAUUCAACCUCACACGGAGCCUCUGGUCGGCUUUGCAGGAGAGCGAGUCCAUACUCGGGGAUACGUAGACUUGCUGACGACCUUCAGAACACCACCAGAUACAAGACGAGUCAUGGUCCGGUACCUCCUCGUGGAAGCCAAUACUUCUUACAACAUCAUCAUCGGGAGGCCGACCCUGAACCAACUCGGAGCGGUUGUGUCAACUCCACACCUCACCAUGAAGUUUCCAGGAAAGGACGGCAAGGUCAUCUCAGUCAAAGCUAACCAGAAGACAGCUCGACAAUGCUACGCCGAAAGCCUGAGGAUCUCCACACCAAGCAAGCAAAGCAAGGGGAACCCCCUCACUAUAGACCCUUAA